Messenger RNA from Megachile rotundata (alfalfa leafcutting bee), 2197 nucleotides. RefSeq names its product acyl-CoA Delta-9 desaturase-like. Gene Ontology annotation, molecular function: stearoyl-CoA 9-desaturase activity; iron ion binding. Gene Ontology annotation, biological process: unsaturated fatty acid biosynthetic process. The record is from RefSeq and is a predicted model, not a curated record. Gene Ontology annotation, cellular component: endoplasmic reticulum membrane. NCBI's taxonomy places the organism in Eukaryota, Metazoa, Arthropoda, Insecta, Hymenoptera, Megachilidae.
CCUAAACAUACAAAUCCCCAAAUCUCCAAAUUCUAACAUCUCCGAAUUAUCAUUCAAAAAUUCAAAUAAAAUCCACCUUAUCUUCAUACACGGAAUUUGGAUAUUACUUAAAAUAUCUUGUCCUCAAUUAGUUACUCAGAAACGUAAUCAUGUAACAUCACGGAAUUCAAUGAGCUCCAAUAAAUGAAUAUUAAAUACGUGUUGCGCUGUUAACAAGUCGCCAUUUGUUAUUGCUUUCUGGAUAAAUUGGUUCAUCGCAAAGUCCACUGUCACCUAUGCGUCAUUCACUUACGGUCAAAGUUGCCGGUCGUAUUUGAAUCGUUAUUUCUUAGGAAUAUUUUUAUAGAUAUGAAAAUGGGGUUGAUAGAAUAUUCGUGUACGAAAUUCUUGAAAAGAAUGAUACGUUGUAUCUUCAUAAAGUUUUAUCGAGUUCGGAAAGUACCCCUUCUAGAAAAAUCGCGGACAAUUCUACAUAUUGUUGCAUGCAUAUUGCAUAAAUUACGUUAGUCGUAGACGAUAUAAAAGGAGCUCAUCCACCUGUUCUACGACAUUCUUUCUAUAUCUCAUCCGACGAAACGAUCGUCAUACUUGAAUCAAACUUUUGUUCGAUUUGGCGCUUCGGACAGUUACUUCGUAACAUUCUUUGCGGAGAAAUUGUAAGAAUAAAGCGGGUAUGGCGCCAAACAGCACCAGCUCUCCAACGGGAGUUCUGUUCGAGGGUGAGACGUUAGAGAACACCCCGGUGGUGGUAGAACCAGACAAACAAAAAUAUGUAAGACGUAUUGUCUGGAGAAAUGUGAUAAUCUUCAUUUACCUUCAUCUGGCAGCUGUUUAUGGACUAUACCUAGUGUUUACGUCCGCCAAAUUUGCAACGACCUUGUUUACACUCGCGCUCUACGUUGUAAAUGCCUUCGGAAUCACAGCUGGUGCUCACAGAUUAUGGGCCCACAAAUCGUACAAGGCAAAAUGGCCGCUUCAGUUGUUCCUCAUGAUCAACAACACCAUGGCUUUCCAGGAUGCAGCGAUCGACUGGGCAAGAGAUCACAGGCUCCAUCACAAAUACAGCGAGACGAACGCAGAUCCCCAUAACGCGAAGAGAGGUUUCUUCUUUGCGCAUGUGGGCUGGCUACUCUGCAGAAAACACCCUGACAUCUCAGAAAAGGGCAAAGGAAUCGACCUCAGUGACCUGAAGAAUAAUCGCAUUCUUGCGUUCCAAAAGAAGUACUACAAAUACCUCAUGCCUUUACUGUGCUUCGUUGUGCCGACUGUCAUACCUGUUGUGGGCUGGAACGAGACCUGGUCAAAUGCUUACUUUAUACCGGCAGUAUUGCGAUUCGUGGUUGGUUGGAACACGGCGUGGUUGGUCAACUCCGCUGCUCAUCUCUAUGGAUUCAAACCAUACGACAAGUACAUAAAUCCAGCUGAGAACAAAGGGGUGUCCAUCGUCACCCUCGGCGAGGGUUGGCACAACUAUCACCACGUGUUUCCGUGGGAUUACAAAGCGGCAGAGUUUGGCAACUACAGAUACAGUCCUACAACAGCUUUCAUCGAUCUAUGUGCGAAGCUCGGCCUUGCGUACGACUUGAAGUUUGUUCCCGACGACGUGGUGAGAAAACGAGUGGAGAGAACCGGUGACGGAAGCCACGAAGUGUGGGGCUGGGGUGACAAGGACCAAUCACAGGAUGACAGGGAUCAGACGAUGAUAAUACAUGGAUCUUUGUACAUGCCGGCGGAAUCGGUUUCUAAACGGAAACACUGUUGUUAUUCAGGGAAAAACAUUUGAUCAUUUGGCAGAUUCUAAAUGUAUUAUAUUUGAUCCCUGUGUAAACGAGUGAAACAAUCCCACGAUCAGUCAUCGUUUCGCAUUUCCUCGACGACGUUCAUAGACUGCAGCGAUGGACUAGCGUUCGUUGAUCGCGUUCAAACCGGAUUGGCUUCCCGAUUUUAAUCGACGGUUGUUCGACCUGAUUAGACUGUUUCGUACGUAAUUUAAGGUUUAGUUUAUUCUUGAAUAAGUAGUAGUGAGCACUGUUGGAAUUUAGAUUCUAUUUUACGUUCUCCGUAGAUACUCGCGUAUUCCUAAUGUUUGAACAGUGUAGGGUGGCAAAUUGCGAAACACGCAUUCUGUGAAGGCUAGUCGAACGUUAAUUUAACGAUGACGGAUCGAACGAGAUGGAAAUCGAUGUUCGGUUGAAAU